This is a messenger RNA of Leptinotarsa decemlineata (Colorado potato beetle), 596 nucleotides long. It is a transcript of the gene Tdc2, whose product is annotated as tyrosine decarboxylase 2. NCBI's taxonomy places the organism in Eukaryota, Metazoa, Arthropoda, Insecta, Coleoptera, Chrysomelidae. Gene Ontology annotation, biological process: carboxylic acid metabolic process; amino acid metabolic process. Gene Ontology annotation, molecular function: carboxy-lyase activity; pyridoxal phosphate binding. The record is from RefSeq and is a predicted model, not a curated record. Gene Ontology annotation, cellular component: cytoplasm.
GAAUUGCAUGAUAAGGUAUUUGAACUAUUGGAAAGGAAGAAAAAGGAAACCCUGGCACACAAACGCAGUUUUUUCGUGAGAAUGGUCAGCGAUCCCAAAAUUUACAAUCCAUCCAUUGCAAAGUCUAUGCCGUCCACCAGGAGACAUCUCACCGAACAGGCUGACUCUCCCAGUUCACCCGAUGGAAACAUUACAGUUCAACCCCCUUUGAGCGCAUCAUGGAUCAGUUGGCCAUUGGCAUUUCUCUUUCAAGGUAUAACCGACGAUGGGUCUUCCGGUGAUGUACCAAUCAGGUUCCGUCAUCUGGAUACUAAAGUCCGGUUGAAAACGAGUGGAAAAGGAACCAACGGUGGUUCUUCGUCUGCAUCGCCCGAUGCUGAGACUAGUCGUUCUCCCAAAAGAUCACCAGCUUCAUCAAGAAGAUCAUCUCCCAAUAGUGAUCAACAAAAAUGAAGGGAAAAUAUGAUUAUUCAAGUUUCUUGAGGAUCAUCUUCAAACCAUGGAUCAAGUUACGCUUCUUUGUAUAUGUUUAGUUUUAUUUCUAAUUAAAUUUUUGAUGGUGUCAAAAAUAUGAACAGGCUGAAUGGAUAAAUAAA